Messenger RNA from Andrographis paniculata, 1718 nucleotides. RefSeq lists its product as uncharacterized. The record is from RefSeq and is a predicted model, not a curated record. The transcript is spliced from 9 exons. Bases 198 to 1016 code for a protein of 272 amino acids. Lineage: Eukaryota; Viridiplantae; Streptophyta; Magnoliopsida; Lamiales; Acanthaceae.
AAGCUAAGGAGUAAUGGAUAGUCCAGUCCUUCUAGUCCCGGAUCUUAUACUAUUACCCUAACAGUUUUGGAGGUCCGCCUUUUGGGGCGUCCUAUAUAUACGUUUGAUUUGAGCCCUCCCUCCUCUUCGUCGUCCUUUUGCUCAGACGUAGAAAUUCUCUCGCCGCCGUAGCCAUAUCAAUUUUCCUCCGAUUUCAAAUGGCUGCGAGCGGUUUUGGAGUUUCUGGCGUUCGGAUGAAGAGCUUGGAUUGUGGCUCCGCGAGCCGCACAUUGGCAGCAUUACGGCCUUCGCUCGGUUUGAGGAUUCCAGAAACGAUUCGAUUUGAUCAAUUUGUGGUGUCGCGUAGAUCAGCAAAGCCAGUAAUUGCCUUGCAAAGUUCGGUUUCUAAAGCAGAUCUGAAUGCCAAGGUGGAUGAUCAUUUGAAAGAUACACAUUCAUGUGUUGCAGUAAAGACAGAUAUACCCAAUGCUGCUGAGAUUGAGUCUUUAUUGACAAUGCUAUGCGACACAUCAAUUGCCGAACUCGACCUUAAAAUUGGAGGAUUCCAGUUGUAUGUUUCAAGAAAUCUGGUUGAUCAUAGCGCGCCACCACAACCACCAGUUCCUGCUCCCGUUGCUAUCCAACCAGUCUCUGGAAUACAUGAUUCAAAUGGCUCAGUGGAAUCAACUUCCUUAACCCUAUCGAAACCAAACCUUUACUCAAAUGGGGCUGACACAUUGUUUGAACAAGCUGCAGAGCUGGGCUUGACUGUACUUAAAUCCCCAAGGGUCGGGUUUUUUAGGAGAUCUCGGACCAUUAAAGGAAAGAAGACUCCUCCAGCUUGCAAAGAGAAAGACAUAGUAAAGGAGAGUCAGGUGCUUUGCUACAUUGAUCAGCUAGGUGGCGAAAUACCCGUCGAGUCGGAUAUAUCUGGAGAGGUGGUUAAGAUUCUCAGAGCAGAUGGUGAACCCGUUGGCUAUGGUGACGCCCUUAUUGCAGUGCUUCCUUCUUUUCCCGGGAUAAAGAAUAUUCAGUAGGUACUUUUAGCUUAUUGUCAGCCCUCAGCACAGGUUUUCUUUGGUUGCCAUUCUAUUUUAUUCAAUUAUCUAUCUAUCUAUUGGUUCAUUGAAUCCUAAAUGCUAAAAUUUGAGAAAUGAGAUCAACAGAUUAGAUUGUUUUAAAUCGAUUGCUGCGACAGCUAUUAUGUUUUUACAUUGAGAAUGAAAGAAGAUUAGACAUUUUUCCUGUUUUCUUUUUUUACUGAUUUCCUUGCACCAUUUGCAAGAUUAUAUGAUUAACCAAAACCCUCUGUUAAGACCAACUCCGGUUGAGACUUGGAAGAAUUGAAAACAAUGUAUUUGAAAUAAACUUGAAAUGUGGGAUUCUCAGGCAGAUUUGUGUUUUUGGCUUGGCAUAAAGAUAAAUGUGUGUUUGUGUUACAUGACUUGUCAAAAUUUAUGACCUUAGGCCUCGAUUAUAUAACUUUCACUUGCAAAUUCCUCUCAAUAUGGGCAUGGGAGUAGUAAAACGAAUGGUUAUAUAUAUAUAUAUAUUAACUGUUUGUUAAAGCCCAAUUCAGCCAGUCCAUUCUAAUCUGGACACAUUUUUACAACAUAAAAAUGUAACAAAAACUCAUAGUAAACAUAGAUACGUGAUGUUUUAUUAUAGAGAAGAAAAAGGAAAAAAAAACACUAUUUUAUGUGAUGUUUGUUUUUGAAAAGUUACAAUUUUAUGGAUUG